Molecule: messenger RNA, 1749 nt
Organism: Cajanus cajan (pigeon pea)
Lineage: Eukaryota; Viridiplantae; Streptophyta; Magnoliopsida; Fabales; Fabaceae
Product: GTP-binding protein-like protein
Molecular function (GO): GTPase activity; GTP binding
Source: RefSeq, a predicted model, not a curated record
CAUGUUUUCUGCAAAUUCAAUUUGGAUUCGAGAAUGAAUACUCUACCCUAGGUCCCACCGUAAGCUUUUCUGCAUAUUUGUUCUAGCACCUUCUUCGUUCACCUCUUUUCCGUCGCAACAUAACGCUACGCUGCAAUAAUUCGCCGCUGCAGAGUUGUCGAAGUUCAAUCUCACUUAACAUUAACCUGAAUCUCUUUCGCCUUGCCUCUGAGUUCAUUGUCUUUCUUCCAAAAUGGCGACGGUGAUGCAGAAAAUCAAAGAUAUCGAAGACGAGAUGGCAAGGACCCAAAAAAACAAGGCUACUGCUCAUCAUUUGGGCUUGCUGAAGGCUAAACUUGCAAAGCUGCGGAGGGAACUCCUUACACCUACAUCAAAAGGAGGUGGAGGUGCUGGUGAAGGUUUUGAUGUCACUAAAAGUGGGGAUUCAAGAGUUGGUCUUGUGGGCUUCCCUUCAGUUGGCAAAUCUACUCUACUAAAUAAGUUGACUGGGACAUUUUCUGAGGUUGCUUCCUAUGAGUUUACUACCUUAACUUGCAUCCCAGGUGUGAUCACAUAUCGUGGAGCUAAAAUCCAGUUGUUGGAUCUCCCUGGAAUUAUUGAGGGUGCUAAGGAUGGAAAGGGUAGAGGAAGGCAGGUUAUUAGUACUGCAAGGACAUGUAAUUGCAUUUUAAUAGUCCUUGAUGCAAUAAAGCCAAUAACUCACAAGCGUCUUAUAGAGAAAGAGCUAGAGGGAUUUGGUAUAAGGUUAAACAAAGAGCCACCAAAUCUCACUUUUAGGAAGAAAGAUAAAGGUGGAAUCAAUCUCACCUCAACUGCCACCACAACGCAUUUGGAUCUUGACACUGUGAAGGCUAUAUGUAGUGAGUACCGAAUUCACAAUGCAGAUAUUACUCUAAGGUAUGAUGCCACUGCAGAUGACCUUAUUGAUGUCAUUGAGGGCAGUAGAGUAUAUAUGCCUUGUAUCUAUGUUGUGAACAAGAUUGAUCAGAUCACACUCGAGGAACUGGAGAUCUUGGAUAAGCUACCACAUUACUGCCCAAUUAGCGCACACCUGGAAUGGAACCUUGAUGGUCUUCUGGAUAAAAUUUGGGAAUAUCUCAGCUUAACUCGUAUCUAUACUAAACCUAAAGGGAUGAAUCCUGACUACGAAGACCCUGUAAUAUUAUCCUCUAAGAGGAGGACAGUUGAGGACUUCUGCAAUCGCAUUCACAAGGACAUGCUUAAACAGUUUAAGUAUGCUUUGGUCUGGGGUUCAAGUGCGAAACACAAGCCUCAAAGAGUGGGCAAGGAGCAUGAACUUGAAGACGAAGACGUGGUUCAGAUUAUCAAGAAAGUAUAAUUUGUUAUAAUCGGAAUCAAUCAAAGAUGAUAUUUUCUGAAAAUGGAUCAGAAUGCCUGCACUAUCGUUAGAUUAUUAGAGGAUGUUCUGUGCAGAAUCGAAGAUCCCUUCGUGAGACUUUCUACAGGAUAGUUAGAUUACCCUCCAAUUACUUGUCUUUUUUAAGUUGGGGGUGAGGUAGAAUUUAUUAAAGUUUGAUGAGUCGUUAAACCAUUAGUUCUUUGCCGUUUGUCACGCAAGUUUUGGAAAUGAAGUGUCUUGUGGGAUUAUCCAUCCGUGUCUAAAGUUGAAUAAUUUGGCGUGUACUUGUAAACAUUGAUAGGAUUUGUUCGGUGGAUAUAUAUUAUUCUGGUGUACAUGCUGCUGGACAUUUAUAACAAAAUGAUGGCAUGAGUUUGAUACAGCAUUUA